UUGAGAAGUGCUCCCUGCUCAAGGAUUAAGCCAAAGGAAAAAUCCAGCAGCAGCAGAACUGUGGGUUUCUUACCCAGCCCUCAGGAAAGUUAUGCCGUGAAAAGGCUUUGACCCAUUGACACAGCAAGUUGGACAGGGUAGCAAUUUUUCUGUGGGGUGGAGGAAAAGAGGGGAAUUCUCUUGUUCGUGGUGUUUGAAGGAUGGCUUCCCAGUUUCAUCAGCUUCGGGUCCUGAUCUGGAAAAAUUGGCUAGGUGUCAAAAGGCAGCCGCUUUGGACUCUUGUCUUGAUUUUAUGGCCAGUCAUUAUUUUCAUAAUUUUGGCUAUUACCCGGACCAAAUUUCCUCCAAGAGCAAAAUCAACGUGUUACCUUGCACCUCGAAAUCUUCCUAGUACUGGCUUCUUCCCGUUCCUGCAAACCCUACUCUGUGACACAGACUCUAAAUGCAAAGACACACCCUAUGGUCCAAAAGAUCUGCUUCGUAGGAAAGGAAUUGAUGAUGCACUAUUUAAGGACAGUGAAAUUCUGAGAAAGUCAUCCAACCUGGAGAAGGACAGCAAUUUAUCACUCCAGAGCACCAAAGUUCCAGAAGGAAGGCACACAUCACCAGCCAUAGUAUUUCCCAGUCCAAGUUCUGUUUUGGAAAAUACUGGAACAGAUACUUUCAAUGGCAGUCAAGUCCUUGCCCGGAUCCUUAGUUUGGAAAAGCUGUUAGAGGAAAAUUCAACUUCAGAAGACAUACGAAGAGAACUGUGUGAGAACUAUCCAGACUAUACCACUCAUUAUGCCUUCUCUUGGACAACUCUAGGAAAAAACGUUUUUAACAAAUUUUGUCUAUCCAAUAUGACCUUUUUAGAGUCUUCGCUCCAUGAACUAACAAACCAGUUCUCUCAGAUAUCAAGUAAUCCCAGUAACCAGAAGACAGUAUUUCAGGACAUGGUCAAAAUGCUGUCCUUCUUCUCACAAGUCCAAGAGCAGACGGCUGUGUGGCAGCUUCUUUCUAGUUUUCCAAAUGUGUUCCAGAAUGAUACAACACUAAGCAGUCUACUUGAUGUUCUUCAAAAUGCAAACAGUGCGCUGCAGGUGGUGCAAAAGGUUUAUCCACAUGUCACAACUAACGAAGGUUUCAAAACUCUCCAUAAAUCUGUUAAACAUCUGCUGUACACUCUGGACUCCCCAGCUCAAGGUGGCCGUGAUAAUGUGACGCAUGUGUGGCGUGAGGAAGAUGGGCAGUUACUCUCCCCAAGCAGCCUGGCUGCACAGCUUCUAAUACUGGAAAACUUUGAAGAUGCUCUCUUAAAUAUAUCAGCAGAUAGUCCUUAUAUUCCUUACUUGGCAUGUGUGAGAAAUGUCACUGGCAAUUUGGCCAGGGGAUCACAAGAAAAUUUAAGACUCCUGCAGUCCAUAAUUUCAUUUAAAAAAUCUUUUCUUCAAAAUGGUUUUUAUGAGGAUUACUUUUCUUCAGUUCCUGAAGUCCUGAAAUCAAAACUCUCUCAACUUCGAAACUUGACCGAACUUCUUUGUGAAUCUGAAACUUUCAGUUCAAUAGAGAGAAUGUGCCAGCUCUCUGACGUGAACUUUAGGGACCUAUGUGAAGAAAGUGCAUUUCAUGUGCAGCUCCUCGAAGCAGCAGAGCUUGGCACCGAAAUAGCAACCAACUUACUGUACCAUGACAAUAUUAUAUCUAAAAAACUGAGGGAUUUGCUUACUGGGGAUCCAAGCAAAAUGAAUUUAAAUAUGGAUUGGUUGCUAGAACAGGCACUGCAAAUGAAUUACUUGGAAAAUAUCACACGGUUAAUGCCAAUCAUGGAAGCCAUGCUGCAUGUCAAUAACAGCGCAGACCCUUCUGAAAAACCAGGUCAGUUAAUAGAAAUGUUUAAAAAUGUUGAAGAGCUGAAGAAAGAACUGAGGAGAACGACAGGCAUGUCCAAUAGGAGUAUUGAGAGUCUGCUGGCCCUUCCUAUCCCUGAUAACAGAGCUGAGAUUAUUUCUCAUGUGUUCUGGUUGCAUUCUUGUGAUGCUAAUAUGACCUAUUCCAAAAUGGAGAAUGCAAUGAAGGAAUUCUGCAGCCUGCCUCUUCCAGAAAGAUCCCGGCAGUCUUACCUCAUUGAACUCACCCUCCUGCACUACUUGGACAUUUACAACUUCACAUACAAGGUGUUUUUCCCUAGGGAAGAUCAAAAGCCAGUAGAAAAGAUGAUAGAACUCUUCAUGAGGCUAAAAGAGGUUCUCAAUCAGAUGGCUUCCGGCACACAUCCGCUGCUAGAUAAAAUUACAUCCCUGAGACAAAUGCAUCUGCCCAGAAGUGUUCCAUUAACACAGGCAAUGUACAGAAGCAACCGGAUGAACACACCCCAAGGAUCAUUUAGCACCAUCUCCCAAGCAUUGUGUUCCCAAGGAAUCACCACUGAAUAUUUAAUUGCCUUGCUGCCCUCUUCUCAAAGGCAAAAAGGCAACCACACCAAGGAUUUUUUGACUUAUAAAUUAAGCAAAGAACAGAUUGCUUCCAAAUAUGGAAUUCCCACACAUACCACACCAUUUUGCUUCUCCCUUUAUAAAGACAUCAUUAAUAUGCCUGCUGGACCUGUGAUUUGGGCUUUCUUGAAACCUAUGUUAUUGGGAAGAAUUUUGUAUGCACCAUAUACCCCUGUCACAAAGGCAAUAAUGGAAAAGGCUAAUGUAACUCUGAGGCAGCUGGCAGAACUAAGGGAGAAAUCUCAAGAGUGGAUGGAUAACUCACCACUUUUCAUGAAUUCUUUCCACCUGUUAAACCAGACGAUUCCCAUGCUCCAGAAUACUCUAAGGAACCCCUUUGUGCAAGUUUUUGUGAAAUUCUCUGUGGGACUCGAUGCUGUUGAACUAUUGAAACAGAUAGAUGAACUCGAUAUUCUAAGACUGAAAUUAGAAAACAGCAUUGACAUCAUUGAUCAGCUCAACACACUAUCUUCCCUGACAGUAAAUAUUUCCUCCUGUGUAUUAUAUGACCGUAUUCAGGCAGCAAAAAGCAUAGAUGAAAUGGAGAGAGAGGCCAAAAGGCUUUACAAAAGCAAUGAACUCUUUGGAAGUGUUAUUUUUAAGCUUCCUUCUAACAGAAGCCGGCACAGAGGCUAUGACUCUGAAGAUGUAUCUCUUCCUCCUGUCAUAAAAUAUACCAUCCGCAUGAGUCUCAAGACUGCACAGACCACAAGAAGCAUAAGGACCAAGAUUUGGGCCCCGGGGCCACACAAUUCUCCAUCACAUAACCAGAUCUAUGGCAGGGCUUUUGUUUACUUACAGGAUAGUAUUGAGAGAGCAAUCAUUGAAUUGCAGACUGGAAGAAACUCCCAGGAAGUAGCCGUCCAGGUCCAGGCAAUUCCAUAUCCCUGCUACAUGAAAGACAACUUCCUAACCAGUGUCUCUUAUUCUCUUCCAAUUGUGCUCAUGGUUGCCUGGGUUGUAUUUAUAGCCGCAUUUGUAAAAAAGCUUGUUUAUGAGAAAGAUCUCCGGCUUCAUGAGUACAUGAAGAUGAUGGGUGUGAAUUCCUGCAGCCACUUUUUUGCCUGGCUUAUAGAGAGUGUUGGAUUUUUACUGGUGACCAUCGUCAUCCUCAUCAUUAUACUCAAGUUUGGCAAUAUUCUCCCUAAAACAAAUGGGUUCAUUUUGUUCCUGUAUUUUUCGGACUAUAGCUUCUCAGUUAUUGCCAUGAGCUAUCUCAUCAGUGUCUUCUUUAAUAACACCAACAUUGCAGCCCUGAUUGGAUGCCUCAUCUACAUCAUUGCCUUUUUUCCAUUUAUUGUUCUGAUUACAGUUGAGGAUGAGUUGAGCUAUGUAAUAAAAGUAUUCAUGAGUCUGCUGUCCCCAACAGCAUUCAGUUAUGCAAGUCAGUACAUUGCAAGAUAUGAGGAGCAAGGCAUUGGUCUUCAGUGGGAAAAUAUGUACAGUUCCCCAGUUCAGGAUGACACCACCUCAUUUGGCUGGCUGUGCUGUCUAAUCCUAGCUGAUUCUUUAAUUUAUUUCCUUAUUGCUUGGUAUGUCAGGAAUGUGUUUCCAGGUACAUAUGGUAUGGCAGCUCCAUGGUAUUUUCCAGUCCUUCCUUCCUAUUGGAAGGAGCGAUUGGGAUGUAUAGACGUGAAACAUGAGAAAAGCAAUGGCCUUAUGUUUACUAAUAUCAUGAUGCAGAACACGAACCCAUCUGCUAGUCCUGAGUACAUUUUUCCCUCCAACAUUGAGCCUGAACCUAAAGAUCUCACAGUUGGGGUUGCCCUGCAUGGGGUCACAAAGAUCUAUGGCUCGAAAAUUGCUGUUGAUAACCUCAAUCUGAACUUUUAUGAAGGACACAUUACUUCAUUGCUGGGGCCCAAUGGAGCCGGGAAAACUACUACAAUCUCCAUGUUGACUGGGCUAUUUGGAGCCUCAGCAGGUACCAUCUUUGUUUAUGGAAAAGAUCUCAAAACAGACCUACACACUGUACGGAAGAACAUGGGGGUCUGUAUGCAGCACGAUGUCUUGUUUAGUUACCUCACUACCAAGGAACACCUGCUCUUAUAUGGCUCCAUCAAAGUUCCUCACUGGACUAAAAAGCAGCUGCACGAGGAAGUAAAAAGGACACUAAAAGAUACUGGACUGUAUAGCCAUCGUCAUAAGAGAGUUGGAACAUUGUCAGGAGGAAUGAAGAGGAAGUUAUCCAUAUCUAUAGCUCUUAUCGGUGGAUCACGGGUAGUCAUUUUGGAUGAACCAUCCACUGGAGUUGACCCAUGUUCUCGCCGAAGCAUUUGGGAUGUUAUAUCCAAGAACAAAACUGCCAGAACAAUCAUUCUGUCGACGCACCAUUUGGACGAAGCUGAAGUGCUGAGUGACCGCAUCGCCUUCCUGGAGCAGGGUGGGCUGCGCUGUUGUGGGUCACCAUUUUACCUCAAGGAAGCAUUUGGUGAUGGGUACCACCUCACGCUCACCAAGAAAAAGAGUCCAAACCUAAGUGCAAAUACAACAUGCGACACGACGGCCGUGACAGCAAUGAUCCAAUCACACCUCCCUGAAGCCUACCUCAAGGAGGACAUCGGGGGAGAGCUGGUGUAUCUGCUCCCUCCAUUUAGCACCAAAGUCUCAGGGGCCUACCUGUCACUCCUGAGGGCACUGGACAAUGGCAUGGGUGACCUCAACAUCGGGUGCUACGGUAUUUCAGACACCACCGUGGAAGAGGUCUUUCUGAACUUGACUAAACAGUCACAAAAAAAUAGCAGUAUGAGUCUUGAGCACUUAACACAAAAGAAAAUUGGAAAUCCCGGUACCAAUGGCAUCUCAGCUCCCGAUGAUUUAUCUGUGAGCAGCAGCAGUUUUACAGACAGAGAUGACAAAAUCCUGACGAGGGGAGAGAGGUUGGGUGGUUUUGAUCUGUUACUGAAGAAGAUCAUGGCUAUCCUCAUUAAGAGGUUCCACCACACCCGCAGGAACUGGAAAGGUCUCAUUGCUCAGGUUAUCCUCCCCAUCGUCUUUGUCACCACUGCCAUGGGCCUUGGCACACUGAGAAAUUCUAGCAACAGUUAUCCAGAGAUCCAGAUCUCCCCAUCUCUCUAUGGUACCUCUGAACAGACAGCCUUCUAUGCGAAUUCUCACCCAAGCACACAAGCCCUGGUCUCAGCACUAUGGAACUUCCCUGGCAUCGACAACAUGUGUUUGAACAUCAGUGAUCCAAGGUGUUUAAAGGAAGACAGUCUGGGAAAAUGGAACACCAGUGGGGAGCCUAUCACUAAUUUUGGUGUUUGCUCCUGCUCAGAAAAUAUCCAGGAGUGUCCUAAAUUUAACUAUUCUCCACCUCAUAGAAGAACUUAUUCUUCUCAAAUAAUUUACAACCUCACUGGGCACCGCUUGGAAAAUUAUCUUAUAUCAACUGCUAAUGAGUUUAUGCAAAAGAGGUAUGGAGGUUGGAGUUUUGGGUUGCCUUUGACUAAAGACCUUCGUUUUGAUAUAACAGCAGUUCCUGCCAAUAGAACACUUGCUAAGGUAUGGUAUGAUCCAGAAGGCUAUCACUCACUUCCAGCUUACCUCAACAGCUUGAAUAAUUUCCUCCUGCGAGUUAACAUGUCAAAAUACGAUGCUGCCCGACAUGGCAUCAUCAUGUAUAGUCAUCCCUAUCCAGGAGUGCAAGACCAAGAACAAGCCACAAUGAGCAGCUUAAUCGAUAUUUUAGUGGCACUCUCCAUCCUGAUGGGCUACUCUGUCACCACGGCCAGCUUUGUCACCUAUGUUGUAAGGGAGCAUCAGACCAAAGCCAAGCAGCUGCAGCACAUCUCAGGCAUUGGUGUGACAUGCUACUGGGUGACAAACUUCAUUUAUGACAUGGCCUUCUACUUGCUACCCGUAACAUUUUCAAUUGGUGUCAUUGCAAUUUUCAAGUUACCUGCCUUCUACAGUGGAAACAACCUAGGCGCCGUAUCUCUCCUGCUUCUGCUGUUUGGGUAUGCCACAUUUUCUUGGAUGUACUUGCUGGCUGGGCUCUUCCAUGAAACAGGAGUGGCUUUCAUCACUUACGUCUGCAUCAACCUCUUUUUUGGCAUCAAUUCCAUUGUUUCCCUGUCAGUGGUAUACUUUCUUUCCAAGGAAAAGCCUAAUGAUCAGACUUUAGAACUUAUUUCUGAAACCCUCAAGCGCAUUUUCCUGAUUUUUCCACAAUUCUGCUUUGGCUAUGGUUUGAUUGAACUUUCUCAACAACAGUCGGUCCUAGACUUCUUAAAAGCAUAUGGAGUGGAAUACCCAAGUGAAACCUUUGAGAUGGAUAAACUAGGUGCAAUGUUUGUGGCUUUGGUUUCUCAGGGCACCAUGUUCUUUUCCUUGCGGCUCUUAAUCAAUGAAUGGCUAAUAAAGAAAUUCAGACUCUUCUUCAGAAAAUUUAAUUCUUCACCUGUAAUGGAGAAAAUAGAUGAAGACGAAGAUGUGCAGGCUGAGAGAUUCAGAGUGGAGAAUGGUGCAAGUGAAUUUGACCUGGUCCAGCUGCAUCGUCUCAGAAAGACCUACCAGCUGAUCCACAAGAAGAUUAUAGCUGUAAACAAUAUCAGCAUUGGGAUACCCGCUGGGGAGUGCUUUGGCCUUCUUGGGGUGAAUGGAGCAGGAAAGACAACUAUCUUCAAGAUGCUGACAGGAGACAUAAUUCCUUCAAGUGGAAAUAUUCUGAUAAGAAAUAAAACUGGCUCCCUGGGUCAUGUUGACUCACACAGCUCCCUGAUUGGAUACUGCCCUCAGGAAGAUGCCUUAGAUGACCUGGUGUCUGUGGAGGAACACCUGUAUUUCUACGCCAGGAUACAUGGAAUUCCAGAAAAAGAUAUUAGAGAAACUGUACAUAAACUCCUUAGGAGACUUCACCUGAUGCCCUACAAGGACAGAGCUACCUCUUUGUGCAGUUAUGGCACAAAAAGAAAAUUAUCCACCGCACUGGCCUUGAUAGGGAAACCUUCCAUUCUCCUGCUGGAUGAGCCGAGCUCUGGGAUGGAUCCUAAGUCGAAACGGCAGCUCUGGAAGAUCAUUUCAGAAGAAGUGCAGAAUAAAUGUUCCGUCAUCCUCACAUCUCACAGCAUGGAAGAAUGUGAGGCUCUCUGUACCAGGUUGGCCAUUAUGGUGAAUGGAAGAUUCCAAUGUAUUGGAUCUUUGCAGCAUAUAAAGAGCAGGUUUGGACGAGGAUUUACUGUCAAGGUUCACUUGAAAAAUACCGAAGUGAGCAUGGAGGCCCUCACAAGGUUUAUGCAACUGCACUUUCCAAAAACAUACUUAAAAGAUCAGCACCUCAGCAUGCUAGAGUAUCAUGUGCCAGUCACAGCGGGAGGAGUAGCAAACAUUUUUGAUCUGCUAGAAACCAACAAGGCUGCUUUAAAUAUCACAAAUUUCUUAGUGAGUCAGACUACCCUGGAAGAGGUUUUCAUCAACUUUGCCAAAGACCAAAAGUCCUAUGAAACUGCUGAUACCAGUAGCCAAGUUUCCACCAUAAGCGUUGACUCACAGGAUGACCGGACAGAACUGUAAUACCACCAGCAAAAUCAAGCUCAGCAAAUGGCCAAUGGCUUCCUUUUAAAGAAGAGCCACAGAAGAUACUGCUUCCUCAAACUAUCUUCAUUUUAAAGUCGUAUACUCUAUGGAAGGUACAAUUGUGUAAGAGUAGCAAGUAACUAACUGUAAGUGGAAAGUUUUUUUUCUAAAGUCAGUGAAUGUUGCUACCGAAAUGAAUUUUGGUAAACUCAAUACUCUGAGUGUGCUAAUGUAUAUAUUGGUGGUUACAAUGCAAAGGGGAAACCAUUUGAAGAUAAAUGUCUUAAUUUAUUACUUUUAAUAAAAAGACAGCUUAAAAGGCAUGGUUAUUAGUAGCUGAAAAGUAAGAGUGGAGAAGAAAAGUAAGAUAAUUUGGGGUAGAUAGAAUUAGGAGAACAAACAAAAUAAUUUAUUUCCAGAAAGCAACAGAAUGAGCAUCAUCAUCAGGCACAGAUUAACAAUGGCAGGAAGCAGUGGGCACAAGGUCUGCAAUAUACGUGGUAUGUCAUUUUCAGUGCCUGUAAAUAUGUGGGGAUAUGCUGAACCCCAAAAGAGUGCCUUUCCACAGGAAUGCCAUAGGAGACAGUUUACCCUGGUGGUAAACAGAACUUUGAUUUAUUCCUGCCAGGCCUUAACAGUAGGAAAGUAGCAAAAGCUACUUGUUCUUCACGGGGGAAAUGGGUGUGUCAGCUGAACAGAUACAAAUCCUAAAAACUGAUAGGAAAUGCAUGUGCUGCCGGCAACAUUUUUUUAAGCUCUUACAGAAACCCUCAUAUUGUGGGUCUCUCUUGCAGGAAACAUUCCUGUGGAGAGAAAAUGAAUAUGGAGAUAAAUUUCAGCUAAUCACCUGGCUAACCCAGAAUCAUGCAUAUGGCUAUAGGAUAGACUUCAUAAUAAUGCCAAAUUAUAUGGCCCUUGGGGAUGGGGUUUUAUGUAACGUGUGUGUGUGUGUUUUGUGUACGUGUGUGUGUGUGUAUGCACAUUUGUCAACUUUGGCACGAUUGUAUUGGUUUCAAAAACCAAUAAAUUCAAAGUUUAGGAAAAUAAUUCAUGAAGUCAUUUCAUUUGUUAGAGAAGAUUCAGGAACCUAAAAAUUGGAGUCAUACGACCUACAUGGUCCCAUGUGAUCAGGUCCCUGCUCACCUCUCCACCUUCAUUCCUUUCUUUGUCUUCUUCUUCUUUAGGGUAUGGCCAUGCUGGCCUCUUUUCAGUUUUUCCAGGGCACCAAACCCCUUCCCAUCUCUAGACCCACUACUUGAAAUGUUCUUCCCUCCUCUUUGUUGCUAGACUAUGCUAAAAGUCCUCAGAAAUGUUAAUCUUUCUCACAGAAGCUUUCCUUUUCUACUUCCUCAGUUUAAGUCCAGUCCCUCUGUUUUAAUACUGUAUUUUAUUGUACCUCCUACUUUUCUGUCAGAACAUGCAUCCUAAUUUGUAACAUAUCCAGACUAAAAAUACACAUCUUAACAGAUGGCAAUAAAAUUUCUCUUAGGAUAGAAAAAGCCUGUAUUGAGUAUAAUAUGUAGAUAAGGCUUUCAGAGAAGAAGUUGUAACUCAGAGAGCAUGGAUGUCUUCAGGAGCCCAAAUGACAAAAAAGGUGGUCAGCCUCCAUGAAAGAAUAAAAGGAUUUGUUUAUUGUU
Messenger RNA from Neomonachus schauinslandi (Hawaiian monk seal), 9628 nucleotides. RefSeq names its product ATP binding cassette subfamily A member 12 (gene ABCA12). Gene Ontology annotation, cellular component: membrane; intracellular membrane-bounded organelle. Gene Ontology annotation, biological process: lipid transport; transmembrane transport. Gene Ontology annotation, molecular function: ATP binding; lipid carrier activity; ABC-type transporter activity. The record is from RefSeq and is a predicted model, not a curated record. NCBI's taxonomy places the organism in Eukaryota, Metazoa, Chordata, Mammalia, Carnivora, Phocidae.